GACUUGAUCAAUUGUUCUUUCAAGUGUAUGUGAUUCUUUUUAGGCCUAUAUGGCUAUAUCCCAUGUAUUCUAGAAAGGAACAGCUAGGGACUCGGAUGGUGGAUAAUGGGAAGGAAAAGGAGUUAGUUAGGCUCCAGCGAGGGAAGGGAUAGGCUGAAUGCUGAGUUGGAAGAAAAAGAAAGUAGGAAUCCUAACAGAAUCGGUGUGGAGUAAUAAAAUGGGAUCAGGGUGUGAACCAAGGAAAGUACGUGAAGUGUGGUACUAUGUGGUUUUAGUGGGGUUGGCCGUCACUAAGGCUAGUACUUUAUAGGGAAUGUAAUAUAUUCCUUUUUCGGUGACAUUUCUUCUUUUGGUUGCUGAUUUUUCCCCAUUCCAAUGUUUCCAGAAUUCCAAGAAUGGCAGACAUCGCUGCGCCAUGGCGGAACGGCGUGGCUUAAUUCGCCUAGACCGACAUACAAGCGUCAUGGCAUGGAGGGCUUUGUAUGGUGGCCCCAAUUCUCAUUGAGGUCAUGGAGGCCGUUGCCUCCAAGUUAGAAAAGGCAUAAAUUUGAGAGAGAAAAAAUGACCAGUCAUGGCUAACCACCCAUUUUGAUGGUUUAAACCCAUCUGAAAGAGACUGAAACCCUAGAACACUCUCAAAAAUACGACCCUGCCAUUGUUUCUCCCUUGGUCUAGGUGGAGUGACAUCCUGUUUCAGUGACCCAGCUCUGGCCAUAACUCCGGAGCAAGCAGAAUCUAAGAGAAAAGCUCCCGCUCCCAACAGUUAUCAUGAUGGAGAAAGACCAAAACAGAGACUGCACUUGGAAGAUAAAGAUGACAAAGUUUUAUCAACUAACAGCACAAGAAAAGUGUUAUCUGUAGAAGACAGCGAAAUACCACGGAGGACUUCUAAACAGGAAACCAGUAAUCCAUCUCGAACUUCCAUGGGAGAUAUGAACCCCCAUGUCGGUUCACUAGCAUUGCAGUCAAGGUUGAGUGAGGUUGAAAGGAACACAAAUUUACCUUGCUCGGCUGCUAGAGGAAAAUUGUACCUUGAGGAAUCAUCGUCCGCAGCGCAAUGUGAAGGUCCAGUUAAUGAAGCUAAUCCUCAUAAUCAGAGGAAAAAUAUGUCAAGUGAUAAUUAUCAGAAGAAGCCCGUGGGAUUAAGAACUGAGAAUCCUAAGUAUCGACAUGGACCUGUUUCAACAAGUUACAGUGGCCCAUCCAAUGCCUCAAAUGGAAAUCCCCGUGUCAAAUCUCUAUCCGCUGAGCAUCAGAAUCUGCACAAGAAAGAAGAUAUUCCCCCAUGCUAUAAUAACACCCGUAAUGGUCAUAUUAUUGCUUCUUCAUCUCAAGGAGAAGUUAAAAUGUCUUUAAAUUGUGAUGCUGCCUUGGCACUUCCAAACUUCCAAAUUCCUAAAUUGGAUGAUGUCAUGAAGUCUGUGGAGGAGAAAUAUCUAAGGUCUUGCGUAGCUGUUCAGCCCCAACUAUCGAUGGCCAAGUUAUUAAAUGAAUUAUGUGGAAGAUUUUUGAAGCUGGGCUUGAAUUUAAACCGAAAGGGGACAAAACCAGAACAUGCCAAUUCACAAAAUGUGGUAUGUUUGCCACAGCAAGCUGUUGCUGAGGAAAAAACCUCCCACUUCAUAAAUGACAUAACAAAAGGUUCAGAAAACGUUAAAAUAUCAUUAUUAGAUGAAACUGGAAGUGAGGAAUUGCCAAAUUUUAAUUACAUACCUAAUAAUGUAAUAUAUCAAAGUGCUAAUGUAAAUAUUUCACUUGCACGGAUUGCGGAUGAGGGUUGCUGUUCUGAUUGUAAAGGCAACUGUCUUUCCUUAUCAUUUCCUUGUGCGUGUUCUCAAGAAACUGGUGGAGAGUUUGCUUACACUCGACAAGGUUUGUUGAAAGAAGAAUUUUUAGCAGUUUGCAUGUCUAUGAAAAUGGAACCUCAAGAUCAUCAUUUUUUAUUCUGUAAAGAAUGUCCACUGGAGAGGUCUAAGGAUGAGAACAUGCCUGGAAAAUGCAACGGACAUCUGGUUAGGAAGUUUAUAAAGGAAUGCUGGAGGAAAUGUGGAUGUAACAUGCAGUGUGGAAAUCGUGUAGUGCAACGAGGAUUAAGAUGUAAACUGCAGGUGUUUGUGACUGAACAAGGAAAGGGCUGGGGUGUUAGAGCCCUUGAAGAUUUGCCUAAGGGAUGCUUUGUUUGUGAAUACGCAGGGGAGAUAUUAACUAAUACAGAAUUAUAUGAAAGGGUUCUCCUGAAUAGCGGUAAUGACAGACAUACAUAUCCUGUAACCCUUGAUGCAGACUGGGGCUCAGAAGGGGUGUUAGUGGAUGAGGAAGCACUAUGCUUGGAUGCUACAUAUAAUGGAAAUGUUGCAAGGUUUAUCAAUCAUAGAUGCUAUGAUGCAAAUCUAAUAGACAUUCCUGUUGAAGUGGAGACACCUGAUCGCCACUAUUAUCAUCUUGCCCUCUUUACAAAUAAAAGUGUAAAGGCGAACGAGGAGUUGACAUGGGAUUAUGGUAUUGACUUUGAUGAUCAUGACCAUCCAAUUAAAGCAUUUCAAUGUUGUUGUGGAAGUACCUUCUGCCGUGAUAAGAAACAAAAAGGAACUGGAUCAUUGAAGACUAAAAAACUCAAGGAUACAUAUGCAUCCUAAUACAUUGUUUGAGGUUGUUGUUAAAUUUUCCCCGGCAGCACUUGUUUGCAGAGUUUGCAAGAAAUAUUUUCAAGCAUUAUGGUUGCUGUUACAAUAUAUGACAUUCAUAGACGAUUUUUUGACAGAUUUAUGAUAGAUAUUCUUGUAAAUUCCAAUUUUUUGGACCGAACAUUUUUUUGAAGUACUGAGCUGGGAAAAUGCUUUUAGGAGAUUGUAUUAUUGUUUGAGGUUAAUUACAAGUUAAAUUCAUAUAUUUGUAAAGCAUAAAUCCUUAUUUCUCUUGGGCAAAGAACUUUUCUCUUUAGUUAGAA
This is a messenger RNA of Lotus japonicus, 2947 nucleotides long. RefSeq names its product histone-lysine N-methyltransferase SUVR4. Bases 924 to 2636 code for a protein of 570 amino acids. Lineage: Eukaryota; Viridiplantae; Streptophyta; Magnoliopsida; Fabales; Fabaceae. The transcript is spliced from 8 exons. The record is from RefSeq and is a predicted model, not a curated record. Gene Ontology annotation, molecular function: histone methyltransferase activity; zinc ion binding; protein binding. Gene Ontology annotation, cellular component: nucleus.